GCCGUUUUCGAAUAACAGUGGCUUAUGAUUGCAAGCAUGAGCCCCAGCUGCGAGAGAGCUGGUGUGUUGUAUUCUUGUGCAUACUUUUUAUUUCGACGGGUACGGCCACGAGCGUUGUUCAUGGCGAUUCCCUAAAUCUCAUUCAUUGAUGAUUGCGGUGCAAUGAGCAAACUGGAAAAAGUGCUAUUGAUGAUCAUUUCAAUCUAGCUGCCAUGUACUGGACAACAGGUCAGCUGCAGAUUCAGAUUCAGAUUCAGACUCCUCUCAUCUCAGCUCUACAGUAGCGAUUUUAUCUGAUCAUCGUUGGAAAUAAAGUACAGUACGAAACUCGGAUGAUGUGCUAUAUUAACGAGAUUUGCAGAUCUAACCGAUCUCAGCACGUGCUGGAUCCUUGAGCUUUCUCCGUUCGGUUCGAGACGGCAGCAAAGGGAAAUUUGUUGUCUGCGAUCUGUGUGUGACAGCUAAAGUCACUCGACUCGAUCGCCGAUGCAGUUCAGAGAAACACUUAGUGGUACGAUCCGAGCUCUCCAGGACCGUGACUCUACUGUAUGCACUUGUCGUACAGUCCAGUUGGUGCACAGAGUUACAGGCCGAUGAGUGCGAGUGUGAGGCAUGAUACUGCACUUCAGAUCGUGAGUGUCAAGACGUCAGCAGCAGCAACAGCAAGUCACGGACAGUUGAUGAUGGCCAUCACCCUUUGCCUGCUUCGUCGGGAAGAGCAAUUGCCUUCCAAGAUUCGCUGGUCCACUGACAUUUGUUGUUGCCUCCAUGGAAGACGAGUUGAUUCUCACGAGCUACUGCAACUCAACACGGGUCAAAGCUCGUAGACUACAGUUUUCGCACACCUCUUGACUCAGCAGCAACUUCAGUCAGCAGAUGAGAGAUUGCUCGGCGAUUUUAAUCAAGGUUUCGACCACCAAGAUUCUCUCAGUGCCAUGGGACGCCCGUUCAGACCUGGUGAUGCACUUCUUACGUGCAGGGCGAUCACAUGCUCUUGGACGUUACAAUGAUUCCAAUGUGUCUGCAUCCAACUCGGUCACAGCAUGAGUGAUUCUUCUACUUUAGUACGUGCCCGUCAAAUGGAAGUUGCACUUUUGAUUAAAGUAAAUUGUGAAGUCAGGAGGCAAGAUAACCUCUGCCAUGC
Molecule: messenger RNA, 1144 nt
Organism: Marchantia polymorpha subsp. ruderalis
Lineage: Eukaryota; Viridiplantae; Streptophyta; Marchantiopsida; Marchantiales; Marchantiaceae
Source: the annotation of a GenBank genome assembly